Messenger RNA from Penicillium pulvis, 1815 nucleotides. RefSeq names its product putative mitochondrial dihydroxy acid dehydratase (gene ilv3B). Gene Ontology annotation, cellular component: mitochondrion. The record is from RefSeq and is a predicted model, not a curated record. Lineage: Eukaryota; Fungi; Ascomycota; Eurotiomycetes; Eurotiales; Aspergillaceae. The transcript is spliced from 3 exons. Bases 1 to 1815 code for a protein of 604 amino acids. Gene Ontology annotation, molecular function: dihydroxy-acid dehydratase activity. Gene Ontology annotation, biological process: branched-chain amino acid biosynthetic process.
AUGGACUCCUCAGAAAUUACCAUGUCGGAACCGAAAUACAUCAAUUUCCCUUGUCUUCCUCCCGACACCAAACACCCGGAUGGCUCCCCCGCACUCAACCGGUGGUCAUCGGCAAUCACCAAUGGUCAUGAUUUCCCAGGCGCGAGGGCUAUGCUUUUCGCUGCUGGUGUCCCAGAUAAGGAGGCAAUGGCCAAGGCGCCCCAUGUGGGCAUCGCGUCAGUUUGGUGGGAGGGAAAUCCAUGUAAUAUGCAUUUGAUGGACUUAGGGAAAACUGUUAAGAAGGCUGUGAUGGAAAAGGGCAUGCUUGGGUGGCAGUACAACACGAUUGGUGUUUCAGAUGCAAUCACUAUGGGCAAUGACGGCAUGAGAUUCUCGCUGCAGACUCGAGAAAUUAUUGCGGAUAGCGUUGAAACCGUUACCUGUGCCCAGGGCCACGAUGCCUGUAUCGCCAUUCCUGGCUGCGACAAGAACAUGCCCGGUGUGGUCAUGGCUAUGGCGCGCCAUAACCGUCCUUCAAUCAUGAUCUACGGUGGUACAAUCAAUAUCGGAUACUCAGAGUGCCUCCGAAAGCCCAUCAAUGUGUCCACAUGUUUUGAGGCGGCCGGCGCGUACGCAUAUGAUACUCUCCGCCAGCCCGACGAUGGCGGUGACACCAGCAAGACCAAAGAUGAGAUCAUGGAUGACCUUGAGAAGCACGCUUGCCCAAGCGCCGGCGCAUGCGGUGGUAUGUUCACGGCAAACACUAUGGCCACUGCUAUCGAGUCCAUGGGUCUGUCUUUACCCGGAUCCUCAUCCACACCUGCCUCAUCGCCCUCCAAAAUGCGCGAGUGUGUGCGCGUGGCCGAUGCUAUUAAGGUCUGCAUGGAGAAGAACAUACGACCACGCGAUUUGCUCACUAAGCGAGCUUUCGAUAAUGCCUUAGUAAUGACCAUGGCGCUCGGUGGUAGCACCAACGGCGUUCUCCAUUUCCUGGCUAUGGCCCGCACAGCGGACAUUGACUUGACCCUGGACGACAUCCAGCGCGUCAGCGACAGGAUCCCAUUUAUUGCCGACUUGUCACCCAGUGGUAAAUACUAUAUGGCUGAUUUAUACGAGAUUGGUGGAAUUCCAUCUGUGCAGAAGCUGCUGAUCGCAGCGGGUCUAUUGGACGGUGAUAUUCCCACAGUGACUGGCAAGACUCUUGCCGAAAACGUAGCAUCUUGGCCCUCGCUUCCCCAGGAGCAGACCCUGAUCCGCCCAUUGUCGAAUCCUAUCAAGGCUACGGGUCAUAUUCAGAUUUUGCGUGGCAAUCUUGCUCCUGGUGGUGCCGUUGCCAAGAUUACCGGUAAGGAGGGUCUCCGGUUCACAGGCAAAGCCCGCGUUUUCAACAAGGAACACGAGCUCAAUGACGCCCUGAGCGAGGGUCGUAUUCCCCGUGGUGAGAAUCUGGUUUUGAUUGUCCGCUAUGAAGGUCCCAAGGGUGGACCCGGUAUGCCCGAGCAGCUCAAAGCCAGUGCCGCACUCAUGGGAGCCAAAUUGAAUAACAUUGCGCUUAUCACCGAUGGCCGUUACUCCGGUGCCAGCCACGGAUUCAUUGUUGGCCAUAUUACUCCUGAGGCUGCCGUUGGUGGUCCCAUUGGGCUUGUUAAAGAUGGGGAUGUGAUCACUAUCGACGCUGAAAAGAACGAGAUUUCUAUGGCCGUGCCUGACGAGGAAAUUCAGGAACGUCGUCGGCUGUGGACCCCACCGGUGCCACAGAUUACUCGGGGUGUGUUGGCCAAGUAUGCGCGCUUGGUGGGCGACGCUUCGCACGGUGCCAUGACAGAUCUAUUCUAG